UUCAUUCAUAUUUACAGUUGAGUUAUUGCUUCUCUAAACUGUUGACUAAAUUCUCCUUUUCUUCUCUCUAUUUCGAAGGCUCGUUUGCUAGUUUGUUGAAGUGGAUGAAUACCCAUAAAUAAGUAUCACCCAACAUUUUUUUCCAAAGAUCGCCACCGAUUUUAAUCAAUUUAUACUUUCAUAUAAAUCCCACCUACUCAAAAACCAAAAAACUGUAUUUUCAUACAUGAUCAGUUAUAAAAUAGAAUACUUUUCUUUUUAAUUUUUAUGUGUAAUCUUGCCCUUUCUGAAAUUUUUGUUUUCUUUUUUAAAAUUCAAAAGUUGCUACAUUAAAUGUUAACAUUAACUUUGUUUUUUCAUAUGCAUGAUUUUGAGUUAAGUUUGUUUUUUUUAAUGUUGAUAUUUGUAAUAGCAUUUGUGUAUGACAGUAUGUAAAUACUUAUGUAUCAUCAACUCUUCUGAAUUAAUUACAUAAGGCAUGCAUUUCUAAUAUUUUUUUCUUUAUUUUCACAAGACUAGUUUUAAAAAAUAAAAGAUCAGUGCUUCAUAAAUGUAAAGGAAUUUAUUCCAUAAAAACUACGGGAAAACAACAUAAUUCACUUUUUGGAAAACGACUGGUGAGAUUGUUCAGUUUCAUAUCUAUUUUCUAUUCUUUCACUCCAUAAAUUUACAAAAAAGUAUGCUCAAUAUUGACAAUCAUUUUUUUAUUGUUAGAAGUAAUCAUUCUAUUUGUUUAUCAAAUGACUUUUGACAAGAUUGAAUUCAUUUUCUGUGUUAAUAUUUUAAUAGAACUGAUUAGAAUUAGUUGUUGUUGUUGUUUUCACUCACUUUCAAAAAGCUGAGAAUGGGAAAUCCCGUCUCUCAAAUGACGUUGUCACGUGACCCUACAAACGAGAGUACAACACUAUAAAAUGGCGACCCCCAUGAGUAGUCAUGCUGUUUCUAUGUUGACUGAUAAAGACGCCGACGAAUGGUGUCAAGUACAAUGCACCGUGUGUACCGGCUUCGAAAAAGUGGCCAGUGAGGAAGCCAAAGAAGUAUUAGGUGUAGAAAAGGUUCGUGUCGGCCACGGACACAUAGUGAUACGCUUGCCCGUAAAGAACACGUCCAAGGUUCUCACUUUAAAUGGUGUUGACAAUUGUGCUGUCUUGAUUCAUGAAAAUCUUCAUUUUGGAUUUGGAAGUAACGAGGAAGGAUGUAUGAAACAGCUUCAAUAUUUAGUUGAAAAUGUUGACUGGAGAAUGGGCUUAAAGGUUUGGUCUCAAGUUUAUUCCUUUCAUUUGCCAAUCUCUGAGAAGCCAGUUACAUAUCCUGUUGAUUUUGGAAGUGUCAUUCCUGCCUCUGCAAUCCCACUGAAACCAAAGCAAGAAAAAUCUAAUAGAAAUGAUUAUGGCAAAAAGAAACGAAGAUGCAAGAUGGAAGAAAAUGAAAAUAUGAAUAAGGGAGAUAAAGUUGGUGAGGAAUUGAUAGAGUGUGAUGUGAAUAUUGAGGAGAAAGCUGACGACGAGAGUUCUGCUGAGGUCACUGCUGAGGUCACUGAAGCCAAAACCACUAAGAAAUCAAAAAGGCCUUUCGAUCCAACAAAACCAACAUUUCGAGUCACUUGUCACAGAAGUGGUGAGAAUCACGCCUUCAGCUCAAUGAUUGCAGCAGCGAAUUUUGGUGGUGCAAUACAAACUUAUUUUGAUUGGAAUGUUGAUAUGAAAGAUUUCAAUAUUGAAGUUAUUCUGAGAAUUGUCAAUGACAGUAUUUCUGUUAGCAUUGCUCUUACCAAAGAGAGCUUACACCGGCGCUUAAUUACAAAUUUCGGACCGACAACUCUUCGUGCGACUACUGCCUAUAACAUGCUCAGACUUUGCAAAAUCCAGGAUGGAGAUGUUGUUUGUGAUCCUAUGUGUGGAAGUGGAGCAAUUCCAAUCCAGGCCUCAGUUUGUUGGCCCCAAACCUGGAACAUAUGUGGGGAGAUUCAUCAUAGAGCGAUGGAAAAAAUUGAAGGUAACAUUAAUGCUGUGAAUGAGCAACGGAAAGAGAAGAUGCAGCCUCAGCUUGGUAUCGAUGUUUUCAAAUGGGAUGCUUGUCAUUUGCCACUUGCCAGUCACAGUGUAGAUGUUUUCAUCACUGACUUGCCGUUCGGGAAAAGAAGUGGCUCAAAGAAAAACAACUGGAAAUUAUAUCCGGCAGUAAUGUAUGAAAUGGCACGGGUUGCCAAGCUGAACACUGGUCGGGCCUGUCUUCUUACCCAGGACAAAAAGUGCAUGUUUAAGGUAAGAUUUUUGCUCUUUGCAUAAAUUGAAAAAAGAUAC
Molecule: messenger RNA, 2303 nt
Organism: Octopus bimaculoides (California two-spot octopus)
Lineage: Eukaryota; Metazoa; Mollusca; Cephalopoda; Octopoda; Octopodidae
Product: tRNA (guanine(6)-N(2))-methyltransferase THUMP3
Biological process (GO): tRNA methylation
Molecular function (GO): RNA binding; tRNA (guanine) methyltransferase activity
Source: RefSeq, a predicted model, not a curated record